GGAAUUAUAAAAUUCUUGUGCAAGUUGGUUUGUCGUAAGAUGUGUAGGAAUUUCAGGCUUUCAAGACGAUGCGACAGAAAAUGGUGGUUUUUCCCUCGAGGAAAGAGAAGUUUUAAGGGAAUGUUAUCAGAACGCAUUUAUUUCUCCCGGAAGAAAAACCAUUCAAAGAGCGAUCAGGAAAUUUGCAUUCCAAUGGCGAGGGAAGCAAUGCAACCAAUAUUUGUGACAGAAAUAACAAGGAAUUUUCCUCCAGAAAUUCUCAUGCCUUUUAUCUCCGCAAGACAAGAACUGGGCGAAAUAAAUCUUCUUGGGGAUCAUGAAAACAGCUGUGUCAGUAAUUCUCAACUUUCAAUGGAUUAUGAGGAGAAUAUAGCAGACAUUUUUGCGUGGGUUUACAAGAUGGAUAUCGAGGAGGAGGAAUUGCCAGAUAAUGUUUCUGAUUUAAUUAUGAGUUCGUGA
This is a messenger RNA of Porites evermanni, 459 nucleotides long. NCBI's taxonomy places the organism in Eukaryota, Metazoa, Cnidaria, Anthozoa, Scleractinia, Poritidae. The record is from the annotation of a GenBank genome assembly.